Molecule: messenger RNA, 5368 nt
Organism: Linepithema humile (Argentine ant)
Lineage: Eukaryota; Metazoa; Arthropoda; Insecta; Hymenoptera; Formicidae
Source: RefSeq, a predicted model, not a curated record
GUAAGAGGCACGACACAGAAGCCUGUACGCGAAAGUAUAAUGAACCGCGGCAAGGACGACACGCUAAUUACGCCCAGCCUAUUAAUUAAAAGAGCGAACGCUCGUUAAUACCGCCGGAAGGAGUCGUCAGAAGACCGUUCGCCGAUCAGCGCGAACCUUUAUUUUACCGCGGAGUAUCGAUCCGUAUCAAUCGAGGUAGUGAUCGAGUGAAGACGAAUCUCUCUUAUGCGGGAAAACAGGGAAUGGUGCACAUCAUGUGAAGUGAAGUGUUCUUAGAGCAGAAAGAAUCUAUCAACAACAAUGGAGAGAAGGUUUCUCGUUUUCAUCAUCUGUUUCCUGCAAUCCUACCAAGUAUCGCACUCGAUCGGUCUCACAAUUGAUAAUCAGCUUGUAAUUAUUGCGGAUGAUUGCUACACGAGAGUGGCCAUCGGAUCCAAAUUGCCGGACAUGGACAUCUUUUCAAGCGUCGCGGUUGUUAGCAUUUCGGAAUGCGAGGACGAGUGUUCGAAGAGAAGAAAUUCUUGUAACGCGUUUGCUUUCGGGAUCAGCGUCAAAGGUAACGGAACAUGUGCGUUCAGUGCGAAAAUGCCGAAACCCCAAGAACUACUAUCCCAUGCCGAUUACGAUGUCUACGUAAGAAGCCAACGUGCGCCGCAUUGCGAGCCAGAUCGUCUUUACGAGAUGGGAAGUGACAGCAUCGAACAGCAGAAAAAAAACGAGACGAAACCGAUCACGAGAUUCGGAAGCGGCCUUUUGAACCCGACAAUGCCAAGCAUCCCGUCAUCUCCAAGGACCAUAGAAAACACGAUGUCUGGCAUCGCCAACAAACGUCCGCACCAGGAAAAACCUUCCUUCGAUGAAAAGCGUCGGAUAACCGAUAUCCUUAAAAAUAGAGAUUCGACGCCAUCCGCUAAUCCUUUUGAAAUCGACAACGCAAAAGUUACAAAUGACUACAACGAUCUGUCAAUAUACUCAGACCAAAAAUCAAUUUUCGAUCAAAGAAUACAUUUAAAUCCAAAUUACGAUCAUUCAAAUUUUGAUGUAUCAUCCUUCAGAAAUCCUUUUGCCAAUAUCAAUCUACAUUUUGGAUCAAACUUAGACAGCGACGUUCAUUCGUAUAAAGCUCUUACCAUUCAUAACGGGCCCUUCGAAAUUUUUUCGAGACCUGUUUUCAUCCACGAUGGAAUCUCGAAGAACAAAUCUCCUACAAAUUUCUGGACCGACCACUCAACGUAUCGAAACAUAAUCGCAAGUCAUUUUACUCAACAUCAAAAUCAAGGAUAUCUCAAUAAUGUAUACAAAAGUCAAGGAAUUAUCACAAAGCCGAAGCAGAAUGAGUUAAUCACAGGAAAUUAUGAUCUCAGCAAAGUGUAUCGUCCGAUCAGCAAUUCUUAUGAUUUCGACAUAAAUGGGAAAAAAAGUGCGAACGAAGGAUUCAAGGAUAUUUCCAAAAUGUGGAGUCCAGAAGUGUUGACUGGAUUUCGCGAUUUUGGUGCAAGGAUUACCGAAAAAUCGACAUCAUGCUACAGAAGAUUGCUAUCCGGCAAGAAGAGUCUAGAAUUGCAUGUAAGACGCGUCAUCGAGUGCGAAAGGCUCGAUGACUGCCAUCGCGCUUGCGAUUAUGAGAAGUUCUUCGUUUGCGAAGGUUUUAAUUACAGACGCAUUGGACAUGGAACGCGAGGCACGUGUGAGUUAACGUCAAUACCAUUUUCUCGUAUGGAUCUCCAUCGAGACUUUAUAUCGGAUCCUCAAUGCGACUAUUACGAGAAAGAUCCGAAUUGCGCGGCAAAUGCACCCGGAACACGACCAUACUGGUGGAACCAGCAAUCUAGACCUAGUCAGCCUUACGGUCCCCCUUACUCAACUGAUGAAAGAUUAGAUACAAGACCCUACCCUCCAGAUCGACCCUUAAACGAAGUACCGCGACCCUUGGAUUACGAUCGGCGACCCCUGAAAGAAAUUCCGCGCCCCUUCGACUUUGAUCGACGUCCUUCAAACGAGAUUCCGCGGCCCUUGGAUUACGGUCAUAGACCCGCGGAUCACGAUCGACGACCACCAACGAUUUACGGGCAUCCUCAUCACGGACAGUACGAUACGUUUGAUCGCAGGGGUCAUCCAAAUAAUCAAGAUUCAUUUCGGGAUGAAUAUCCGGCGACGAGACCGGGAGAACGAUAUGACUAUAGCAUUCGAUUUCCACCUAGACGACCCGCUGACGAUGACUUUUAUAACAUAAAUCGGCCGUGGACGCGAUAUCCGAGUAGAAGAAUCGAUCAUGGAUCUGCUCACGAUAUAGGUACAAAUGAAAUUGGCUCGUAUUUGCCGGACCAUAGAAAGGAUCCAACUCGCGACUGGAGUUCUUACGGCACUAUGUACGGCAACUCUUACGGCUAUGAUACGAAUUACGUGAACAAAUUCGAUGUACCAAAGUACUAUCCGAAAUCCCAACCACCUAAACCACCGCAUUCUUACGAGAGCGACCAUUUUUACGGUGAAUUUUAUAAUUACGGCGGCGCUUUCGGAUAUGGUGACAGUUACAUACCGGCCGAUCAGGAUCUCAUUUACGGUGCAAGUGGAAAAAUUGAGGAAUGCUCAGUUAGAGCCGGCGCAGGAUUUAGACUCAGCCGAAGAGUCGUUCGGAGAACUUAUCUGACACCGAAUCUGGAUCAUUGCGAAAGCUUAUGCAUUAAUGAGAAGAGUUAUGUCUGCAUGAGUUUCAGUUAUAGAUAUAAUGUAGCACCCACGGAUCCUACAGACAACUGUCUUCUCAGCGAUAUUUCGUACAAAGAUCUGAAUUUUUACAUCGACCUCGAACCUGAUCGCGAUUAUGAUAUUUAUGCCAUAGUUGCCAACUCAAGAACAUGCGGCACGAGAAAAGAAUCGAGUUCACAUCUUCCGGAUGAGUGUUUUUGGAGAGUUAGAAGCGGAUUUGGAAUGCCGAUGGACGUCGUUAGAAAAUCGAUAAUAGUUGACAAUCUAGGAGAGUGUCAGGCAGAAUGCACGAUAACGCAAGAGUUUAUGUGUAGAAGUUUUACGUUCAAAUACGGAUUAGAAAAAGGCCACUCGGCAGAUACUCAAACUAAUUGUUACCUAAGCGAUUGGCCGUCGCAAGAUAUUAAUCCUACUCAUAUGCCAGACAUGGAUGGCGCAGAGUUAUACGAAAGAGGCAGUUUCGGCAGAGGAUGCGAACCUUACACCGUACCGUUUUUCAACAUGGGGCGAUUUAGUGACAAGCAACCUUCGCAAGGAGACGAAGGAGUAUGCUACUCCGGAUAUAAUAAGCCGUGCAAAUUAACACCAUAUGCCGUGCUCCUGGCAACAUAUGUAAAUUCCGAACAGGAUUGUCGACAAAAAUGUUCGAAAAUGAGAGAAACUGAUUCAAUUCCUUGCAUGGCUUUCAGUUAUAAGCUCACUACGCAUGGCACAGAAGAAAACUGUUUACUGAGUGACGUACCUAUAAGAGACUUACGACCGGGUCUAGAUUAUAUCCAUGAUAACGAUCACGUUCUUUACGCGUGGAAAGAUCUCGAUCCUUAUUGUGUAGUUACCGGCUAUUCUGUCGAUGACGAUCACGUAUUUGGCGGACCGAGUCCAUUGAGACCGUUACUUCCGGGCCCUUUGCGACCAAAUUUCAGCUCAGGAGGGGGGGCUGGUUAUCCGAGCACAAGACCCGAUAAUAAUUAUCCAGACGCUAUUCCAAGACCUUUCUUUACAAAACCAAACGGUAAUCAUUACGGCAUGAGACCGACGUACGAUCCCGAUAGGCCUGAUCCUGUCAGACCGUAUCGUCCCGGCGGAGGAAACGGCGGUCACGAUGACAAAUUUGGAUACGGUAAUCGACCGUCUGGAUUUGGUUACGGAAUUGGACCUUUUUACCCGGAUGAACACUCGACUUUCCGCUAUUAUACGGUGAACGGUUACCCGUGCAGAAGAGGUACAAAAUGCGAGAAAAAUAAAAUUGCUGGAUUUUGGACCUGCGAGACUGAAGGAAGUGAAUACGGCAGCUGGGACUAUUGUUGCGCGCCGACUCAACAUUGCGGCUACUCACAAGGAUAUAAUUAUCAAUGGUGCUACGUGGGAUCGUCAGAGGACCAGUGGCGACCAUGCAGCGAGAAGUACUUCCCCUAUCUUCCGAGUUCGCGACCGAUGCGGCCUAAGAUCGCUGGCGAUGAUCGCCACGAUCGUCCUGAUCGUCCGCAUGACCGUCCUGAUCGUCCGCAUGACCGUCCUGAUCGUCCACAUGACCGUCCUGAUUCCGGUGACUACGGCAGACACUGGCCGAUCACGUAUCUGCAUCGAGGACCGCCACCGAACUGUACGGACUCGGUCGCAUCCGCCGAUAACAGCGGGAAUCGUCGUUCGAACGAGACGAUUCCGAGCACGAGCGAGAUACCGAAUAGCACCACAAUUAAGAGUGAUAUGAGUACUACGAUUGCGAACGCAGCGUACCGGCAGCGGCUGCGAACGCGCACAGCGGUCAUCAAAAACUCACACAAUGAUCGUCGCACGAUUUUCUCGCGGAAGAUCGACAACCAGGACGUAAUUAAGGACACGCGAAAUCGCGAAAAUCAGACGAGUCGCGAACGUGUCGCGAAGAUCGAACGAGUUUCGAAACCGGCGAGCGGUGCGCCGCACAGUGACAACGCGCAAUCCGAAGGUGCACAAAGUAACGAUAGCGACGAGAUGAUCAGAGUGCCUCUGAUCACGCCAAAUAAUUCACUGCCAGUGACAGGAGCUUAGAUGUCCGUGGCGAUCUCGAAUAUUUUAUGCCCGCCAUGGUCCCGCCAUUAGAAAAGCAAGAUGUCUCAAUUAUGGACAUUUGAACGUUAUUUGAAAUUUGAAAAUCAAAUGAGAUUAGUCGAAAGACAUUUCAGAAUGAAAUAUAAUGUUAAUUAUAUAAUCAUUUAAGACAUGUAGAAUUUGUAUCUCGUAAUCGAAUUAAUGUAAUUGCGUAUGUGUCUAUUGUCACAAUUAUGUACAUAUUUAAGUAAUGAACAAAUUAUUGUACUCAUCAGCUAACUUAUUACAAUUUGCUCCAUCCGCUGCAGAUUUUAAGACUGCUGCGCAUCAACUCUAUUCAAAAAUAAAUGUCGGAAUUCUGUUUAAUUAAUUUGUGUAAAAAUCACGGAUUAACGUCGCGAAUUUGCCACGCCACUGUAAACGCGAAAUAAAAUGUACUAUAUCGCAACGUAUUCAUAUAAUUGUUGCUAAUAUUAUUCACGCACUCAAGCAACAAGCAAGAUAACUUUCUUGACGACCGUUAUGCAGACACAACAACCACUACGUUUUCUUCGAUUCAAUUACAACGAGUUAAAUUUUCAAUAUUCUAUAUUUAACAAGAAUAGAAAUUAUUUUUGCUUGUUUAUUAGAA